This is a messenger RNA of Scleropages formosus (Asian bonytongue), 7744 nucleotides long. It is a transcript of the gene mthfd1a, whose product is annotated as methylenetetrahydrofolate dehydrogenase (NADP+ dependent) 1a, methenyltetrahydrofolate cyclohydrolase, formyltetrahydrofolate synthetase. Bases 311 to 3175 code for a protein of 954 amino acids. The transcript is spliced from 28 exons. Gene Ontology annotation, biological process: tetrahydrofolate interconversion. Lineage: Eukaryota; Metazoa; Chordata; Actinopteri; Osteoglossiformes; Osteoglossidae. Gene Ontology annotation, cellular component: cytosol. Gene Ontology annotation, molecular function: methylenetetrahydrofolate dehydrogenase (NADP+) activity; ATP binding; formate-tetrahydrofolate ligase activity. The record is from RefSeq and is a predicted model, not a curated record.
CGGAGAGCCUCGAUGUGGCGGCUAUGCGCUACUUCUACAGCUUGAGGGAAGCGGUCUGGUUUACUGGCAGUGUGCCCCUCCCCCGCUCUCACACCCGAGGCUCUCCCGCAGAGAGAGCGAGAGGCCCGUCUUGGGCCUGACAAUGGUGUUCGCUCCGGCUCCCUCGGGCUCCAAUAUGGACGCGGCACCGAUUGCCAAUCGUAGCUGUUUUUUACCUGCACGGCAGUAGCUGUUGCUUGGGUGGGAAAAAUUGGCUAUUCGGAACACCACUCUUGCUUCUUUCCCCAUCUUCGUGCUCCAUCUUAAGGUUAUGGUGUCCUGGUCUGGCCUGAGACUCUGUCGGCAGUGGCAGUGCUUUAGAGGAAGGAGAUCCAUGGCUGCUGUGGUCUCUGGCAACAAGAGCUCUACACAGGUGAGGAAGAGGCUGAAGAAGGAGGUGGAGGAGAUGAAGACCCGUUUUCCAGGUUUCCGACCCGGUCUUGUAGUGCUGCAGGUGGGGGACAGGGAGGACUCCAACCUGUACAUCAGCGUGAAGCUGAAGGCCGCAGCAGAGAUUGGAAUCAAUGCCAACCACUUGAGGCUGCCAAAAUCUGCCACGGAAGAUGAGGUGCUGCGGAGCAUCAUGGUGGUCAAUGAGAACCCUGCCAUUCAUGGACUCAUUGUCCAGCUACCCCUGGACUCUGUCAACCGCAUAGACACUGAGAAGGUCACCAAUGCUGUGGCUCCGGAAAAGGAUGUGGAUGGUCUGACCAGUAUAAAUGCAGGAAAGCUGGCCCGUGGUGACCUAGGAAACUGCUUCAUCCCCUGCACCCCCAAUGGCUGCAUGGAGCUUAUCAGACAGACAGGUGUGUCGGUGGCGGGGAAGAAGGCAGUGGUGAUUGGCCGCAGCAAGAUCGUAGGAGCGCCCAUGCAUGAUCUGCUGUUGUGGAACCAUGCCACGGUGACCACCUGCCACUCCAAAACAGUAGACCUUGCAGCUGAGGUGAGCAUGGCAGAUAUCUUGGUGGUGGGGGCUGGAAAAGCUGAGAUGGUGAAGGGGGAGUGGGUGAAGCAGGGGGCAGUGGUCAUUGACUGUGGAAUCAACCAUAUCCCAGACAGCACCAAGUCCAAUGGCAAGAGAGUAGUGGGAGAUGUCCACUAUGCAUCCGCUAGGGAGCGAGCAGGAUUUAUCACCCCCGUGCCUGGCGGCGUGGGCCCCAUGACUGUCGCUAUGCUCAUGCAGAACACAGUGCAGAGUGCAAAACGCUUCCUUCAGAUGCACCAAGGGGGAAAGUGGAAUAUCUCUUAUACCAAAUUAAACCUGCAGACACCAGUGCCAAGGGACAUAGUGAUCUCACGCUCCUGUCCACCCAAGCCCAUCGAUCAGCUGGCCAGAGAGGUCGGCUUGCUCUCCGAUGAGGUGGAAAUGUAUGGGAAGACCAAGGCAAAGGUGCAGCUGAGCGUUAUCAAGCGCCUGGAAGGGCACUCUGAUGGGAAAUAUGUUGUGGUGACUGGCAUCACUCCCACACCCCUGGGUGAGGGGAAGAGUACCACCACGGUGGGGCUAGUGCAGGCAAUGGGGGCACACCUCAACCUCAACGCCUUUGCUUGCGUCCGCCAGCCUUCACAGGGCCCCACUUUUGGGAUCAAAGGGGGAGCAGCAGGUGGUGGUUAUUCACAAGUCAUUCCUAUGGAAGAGUUCAACCUCCACCUUACUGGUGACAUCCAUGCCAUCACAGCAGCCAACAACUUGGUGGCUGCUGCCAUCGAUGCACGGGUGUUCCAUGAGGCCACACAAUCCGACAAGGCACUCUUCAGUCGGCUGGUUCCACUUAGUGGCGGACAAAGAAAGUUCUCCCCCAUUCAGCUCAAUCGCCUGAAGAGACUGGGAAUUGAAAAGGUUGACCCCAACACCUUGACCGAGGAGGAGGUAACCCGCUUUGUCCGGCUGGACAUCGAUCCAGAGAGCAUCACCUGGCAAAGAGUGAUGGACACAAAUGACCGGUUCCUGAGAAAGCUCACCAUUGGCCAGUCUUCCACAGAAAAGGGCUUCACAAGGACUACACAGUUUGACAUCUCUGUGGCCAGCGAAAUCAUGGCCGUGCUGGCACUCACAAGCAGCCUGGAGGACAUGCGGAGUCGUCUGGCUAGGAUGGUGGUGGCCACCAGCCGGAGCGGAAAGCCCAUCACCACCGAGGAUCUUGGUGUUAGCGGGGCGCUGACGGUGCUGAUGCGGGAUGCAAUCAAGCCCAACCUGAUGCAGACCUUGGAGGGCACCCCCGUGUUUGUGCAUGCCGGCCCAUUUGCCAACAUCGCCCAUGGCAACUCCUCCAUCCUGGCUGAUAAAAUUGCCUUGAAGCUGGUGGGCCCUGAUGGGUUUGUUGUAACGGAGGCAGGGUUCGGAGCUGAUAUUGGCAUGGAGAAGUUCUUCAACAUCAAGUGCCGAUACUCAGGUCUGCGGCCUCAUGUGGUGGUCCUGGUUGCAACAGUCCGAGCGCUAAAGAUGCACGGGGGUGGACCUACGGUCACUGCUGGGCUAACUCUACCUAAGGAGUAUACUGAGGAGAACCUGGAGCUGCUGGAGAAGGGCUGUUGCAACCUGAGGAAGCAGGUGCAGAAUGCUAUGGCCUUUGGGGUACCUGUGGUGGUGGCUGUCAAUGCCUUUAAGACAGACACGGAUGCUGAGCUAGACCUGGUUUGCCGCCUGGCUAAGUCAGCAGGAGCAUUUGAUGCAGUGCACUGCUCUCACUGGGCCAAGGGGGGCGCUGGUGCCGUUGCAUUGGGACAGGCUGUACAGAAGGCAGCAGAGGCCCCUAGCGACUUCAAGUUCCUCUAUGAUGUUGAGCUGCCUAUUGUCGACAAGAUCAGGAUCAUCGCCCAGAAGAUUUAUGGCGCAGAUGAUGUGGAGCUCCUCCCAGAGGCACAGCACAAGGUGGAGCUGUACACCAAGCAGGGCUUUGGAAAUUUGCCCAUUUGCAUGGCCAAGACCCACCUUUCACUAUCACAUGACUCCGAGAAGAAGGGGGUGCCCACUGGAUUCAUCCUGCCCAUUCGGGAUAUACGUGCUAGUGUGGGUGCCGGGUUCCUGUACCCACUAGUUGGCACGAUGAGCACCAUGCCUGGACUCCCCACCAGGCCUUGUUUCUAUGAUAUUGACCUCGAUCCAGAGACCGAGCAGGUUGAUGGGCUCUUCUGAAAUGAGCACAGCUGAUGGUACAGUUUGGUUCGAUUGACUGGAACAUGGCCUGACCUUCAACUGGAGUGACCUGCAAUUUGCCCAUCAGUACUGUGAUUUUAUUUUUAUUCCUUAUCAGGAGAUGUUUGGUGUGUUAGUUCAGUGACCCAUCCCUGACCAAUUUACAUUUACUACUGAUAACAGACUAAGUCAGAGGUCUUUAGCCUUCAGAAAACAGUUUUUACUAACACAUAUUGCAUUUUCGGAGUUAAACUGCAACCGUUCAAAAGUAAUUAAAUCACAACUGACUGCAAACAAAAAUACCUAUCAUGCUCCCCAAUAUAUGUGACUCCCCCCUCCCCCAGUGUAUGCUAGACCCCUUUAGUAACCCUUUCAUACCAAACAGUGGCUGAACUUCUAACCUUUGAAAUCAUUAAUUACUCAAGUAGGUUGUUAAGAGUUGGGGGGCUCUUUGUGCUGGCUUUGUCUGAGCAGUUUCUACUGCAGACUGCGAGGCCUUGUGAAACAGUUGCCGUAAAGCUUGCCUAUGGUGAGCCCAUCUGGUGUUUAAAAUAAAAAAAAGCCUCUACUCUGUAGUGCCAGCCAAUCAGAUCUUUAGUUGUUUUUCAGUAUUAUUACUCAUCUUUUCUUAAUUGCUUUUGUGUUCUCUAUUUCUGAUUUCUGCGGGACUCUGCCUUAGUCUUGACUGAAUUACUUUAAACUGUACUAAAACUGCCUUCUGAAUUUUUGGGGGGAGAAAUUUAGACCUUUUGUACAGCAAUAGGAAUAAAUCCUAAAUAAUUUGCGAAUGAAAUUGCUGUUUUUGUCCUGUAAUAUUCAUGUUGGUAAUUAUUAUUACAAGUUGGGUUCAGGGACACUCCUGCUAAGUUCAAAUAAGCAUGUAAUGAUGAAGACACUGAUAAAUCUAAACAAACAUACAGCACUGCUCCUCUUCCUAACCUAGAUAAUAAGCCUAUACCUUUGCGCCUUUGCUUAACGUUGGUAAUGUUGGGAUGAUGUUGGUUUAAUAUAUUACAUCUUGGGAAGCCCACAUUAGCCGAGGGCUGCUUGAGGGGACCUGCAAAAUCACAUCUUCUAAAAGCAGUUCUACAAUACUUUGGGGAAACUGCACUAUAUCUUCAGAAGAUAAUUUCCCACUGACCUCCUGGGGAUUUUAUGUUCAGACCGUGCAAAAAGCCUUGUUUGUCUACAUGUCCUUACCCUGCAAAUUACAGUUGCUCCCAAAACACUCAUUUGCAUAGACCUGUGUCAUGUCAGUUUUGGAAGACUAUCAGAUUUAAUAAUUUCUCUUUGCCGAAAUAAAAAUACCCUGGCAUGGAGACACUUUUGGAAGCCUGGGAGUUGCAUAAGAUGUCUGUAUAAUAAGAAUGGGAUGUGUAGAAAAGUGGGUGUGGCAGUGUGUCACUGGGAAAACGCAUGAGACACUUUGCGUCACUGAGGCAUCCGUCAUCCUGCCAAUGCCCUCCCUUCUUUUUUUUUUUAAUUUUGCUCCGUCAAACCCCACCAGCUUGUUGUGAACGUGAGAAAGCUAUCCGUUGACUGCUGAAAUCUAGCAUCAUGUGAGUGUUGCAGAAGUGUCUCUGGUCAUGUUGAAUAUUUCAUCGGGGGGGACACCUCACCUUUCCACCACAGCUGUCAUUGCCGCCAUCGGAAGGAGGGAAAGGGGAAGGAUUUUCUAAUGUUGUCGCUACCUCUCUCUUCAGAGAAUUCCUGUCACGUAGCAUUUAGCACAAUGUCCUCAAAUCUCCGGCCAGCCCUGUGGUUAUAAAACCAUUAAAAUAUAUAUGCAGAGAGAAAGUAGCUUGCUCUCUGAAAAGUGGGUUCUGGUUUGUCAUCAAAUGUAGUCAUUAUAACUAACCAAAGCAGAUGGUCAAGAGCUGCAGAUGGAGGUGACUAGAUCACUUCAUAUCCAAACUAACCACUGACCCCAUUUCUAGCCUAUUUAAUUUCGGAGGUCUGGGUUUGAGUCAAGUCUGAGGAAUGUGAUGCGGAGCAGUCUGGCUCUCAUCUGGGAAGUACUGCAGUUUCCUUUUAGCAUUCUCCAGCCUUAAUUAUUCACUUCGGUGUUUCCCCAGAAAACGGCCCUCUCUUGGUAGCAUCUUCUCUGUGCUGCUCUUUAUGUUCCCAAAAUAAAUACAAAGAACACGUGUUUACACAUUUUACGCAUUUUUAAGAUAAUGUGUUGAAGAAGCAAUGGGAUUAUGUUUAAAAAAAAAAAAAAAUCAAGAAUAUACAAUUGCUGGUCACAAGUUAAGCAACUCGAGCUUCUGGUUUCCUCAUUCCAAAAGAUACUCGGCAUCCUCUCCGCUGCUGUUCCUCUAGGCUGAUGACAAAUUUAUUAAUGCUGGGCUGUGGGUGGGGACUUUUCCAUCAGGCUCUUUAUUCAAAGCCUCUGUGAAACCCAUCAUGUCCCAGCAUUAAAGCAAUUAAUAACCAGUGGAAACUGACCCCCUGCUUGGUCUUGUUCCUCCCUUGCUGUUGACUUUCAGAGGUAUAGAGUGAGAGCACAGUGGCCAGGCUGUUUUUGAAAUUGGAUGAUUUUGGCAAAUUAGACAAAGCAAGCCUGAUGCGUGCUCAUUGAUUUAAUGCAGAAGUGUGCGUCAGAGGAUUAACGCGCGGAUGGCUACUAAUGACCGACGUGGCUCACAGUGUUCCCAAUUUGAUGGUAAUGGAUGAAGAGAACCGUUAUGCAUGUCUUAUUGGAAAUUAUCAAUGAAUGCACAUAGCACAGGAACUAUUGUGAGUGUGGUUAGGCUCUGCCUACUGUCAACAUGUUUUGGUUUGGAAUUGGAUUGACUCCACUUUAUUAUUAGGUUGGUCAGCAAGACUUGGUGCAUCUAUUUUGCAUUAGCUGCAGUGCAGGCUAUGGUGAGUGCAUUAAUACAACUUAAUAUUUGGAUGCCAAGUGUGAGCAUAAAAUAACCAUUGAUGGAAAUUAGUGGGAUUGUCAUCAGUUGUGUGUUUGCAGAUAGACUCGCACAGGAUUACACUGACAGGUAAGAAUGGGGCAACUCUCAAAAACUGGUCCAAAUCCAGUGGAUUAUCCACUGUAUCUUAAAGAAAGUCUUUACACCUUAAUACACUUCAUAGCCCAGUGGACUAAAAUGAUCUAAAUAGUAUGUGUAUGUUUACCAUUCUUUUGUUGCUCGGCCAACACUAGUGCAAAACAAAUUGUAAGUUUCCUUGGUAAAAUGUACAAUGGCACCGCCCAUCCUGAGACCUGAACUGGAAAUUUUCAGGUGUACCCUUAAACACUACGCCACGUCCUCUACUUUUUGAUCCAUAAUGCAUAAAAGUUUGACAGAUUUGAUCUUUUUACAGUGUCAUCACAAAUGAUUGUUUUCCAGCAGAUGGUAAAAGAUGGUUCUGUAUCAGUACCAGCUAGAAAUUGCUCAAGGCGUAGGCAUUAGGCUCAUUUUAAAAGAGUUUUUGUAAUUGUGUCAGUGGGUUUUCUGUGUUUCUUCCUCCUCUUUGCCCCUCCUCUUUUGCUCAAGGGCAUCUUGACAGGAAUAUAACCCUGGAAAAAAGCAAUUUUUGGUGGCUGUGCAAUUUGGAGCUGAUCCGAUAACCAUGCGGACAAACCGCUUUAGUGGAAGCAAAGGGCUGUUCUUGCCGACAGCCUCGCGUGAAUCUCAUUGCUGCUGUCUGAUCUUAGAUAAAGUUAUGGGCAGAGCUCACCUGUCUGGAUUGUGUGGUAGUCACUUGACUUUUACCUUAUUAUUUCAUGUGUGCACAGAAUGUUAUAUUCCAUGACUUUAUUGUUCUGCAAUGGCUGCUUGUAUACAAGUUACUCUGUAUGGCAUUUUUCAUUAAUUCUGAAUACAUGUUCUAAAGAAUGAUCAACACCGUUUUUGUCCAUGUGUACAGAUUCAUACUAGCAGUAAAAUAAUGACAAUUUAGGUCUGAUCUGAUCUGAUGUUGAUUUAUCUUGGUUACUUGGUAGUUUAGUGGAAAUGUUCACCUCUGUUACUCUUCCAUAGCCUUAGGCUUUGAAAGCCCGGGAAAGACUCCCAAACAGAGAUCACUUAGUAAUGAACUUACAAAUAUAAAGCAGUUGACUUUGGUGGGCCAGUAUUAUUAGCCUAGAAAUGAGGUUGGAAAAGCUCAAGGGGUACAGUUUCUAAUUUGUGGUGUAAAGGGGAGCGAUAUUAAUUUUCAAUUGUGAUGGAAUUGAAAAGCCAGGGCAAACGAGAAUGCCCUACUUAGAAUUUCUCAAUGUGUACUUCAGUGUAAAUUGAUGGAACACAGGACAUUCAAAAAGCACACAGCCUUCGCAUUUCUAAUUUUUAUCAUAUUGCAUCAUCAAUCUUAUUGUAAAACCUGCCUGGAGAAGUAGUAAAUAGGCUGCAACAUAUAGCAGGCUUCCGAAACAGUAGCCUUUUCCGAGGAGCAUUUGUCAAUUAGCAUACCUGGCUUCCCUGGUCAUUUUCCCCUGCUUUCCAAUUAAAGGGAUAAAUAUAGGAGUGUUGUAUCUCUGUCACUUAUAGAAAGCACUCAUCUUCUCAAAAACUUUGAGGGUAAAUGUAAUUACAACAUAAAACAUAGGAUAACACUUGCUGUGGAGAAAAA